AUGGCCGACAAGGCGCAACAAAGACUGCAAGCCCUCGGCAAGCAGCUCGACGGCAUCGACCCCAUCACCAAGGUCGCCGGACCCUCCGCCGCAGCCCGGACUCAAGGCAAGGUUGUUAUCAUCACAGGCGCGAACUCUAUCAAGGGCAUCGGUCGAGCCUCCGCCCACCAGUUCGCCGAGAACAAUGCCCGAGCCAUCUACAUCUGCGACUUUGACGAUACGAACCUCGAGACUCACAAGCGCGAGAUCAACAGCCUCUUCCCCAAAGUCGAGGUCCACACCCGCAAGUUUGACGCCUCCAACGAGAGCGCCGUCAAGGAUGUCAUUUCACAUGCAAUGACAACAUACGGCAGGCUGGACGUCUACUUUGCGAACGCGGGCAUCACCGGCCCUCACCAACUCUUCACCGAUAUCAGCGCAGAAGAUUUCAUGACUAAUAUGCGCGUCAACGUCUUGAGCGUCUUCCUCGCCGCGAAGCACGCAGCGCCCGCCAUGCAAAAGACCUCCGCCGAGAAGACGACGUCACGCGGCAGCCUCAUCUUCACCGCCUCCGUCGCCGGCAUCCGCUCCAACGCCGGCACGACUCCCUACUCGUCCGCCAAGGCCGCCGUGAUUUCCCUCGCGCAAACCGUCGCCUACCAGCUCGCUGGCACCAACGUCCGCGCCAACGCCAUCUGCCCGGGCCUCAUCGAGACGGGCAUGACGGCCCCCGUGUACGACUCGGCGCGCGCGCGAGGAACGGAGGGCAGGAUCGGUCAGAUCAACCCCAUGAAGCGCGGCGGCCGCGCUGAUGAGAUCGCGCGCGUGGCUUUGUUCUUGGGCAGUGAUGAAAGCAGCUACGUCAACGGCCAGGCGUGGGCUGUUGAUGGCGGCUUGAGUGCGGGACAUCCGUAUGUUGUUGGCAAGCUCGCAUGA
Molecule: messenger RNA, 915 nt
Organism: Colletotrichum karsti
Lineage: Eukaryota; Fungi; Ascomycota; Sordariomycetes; Glomerellales; Glomerellaceae
Product: 3-oxoacyl-(acyl-carrier-protein) reductase
Exons: 3
Coding region: 1-915 (304 amino acids)
Molecular function (GO): oxidoreductase activity
Source: RefSeq, a predicted model, not a curated record